AUGUAAUAUAAAUAGCAAUUGAAUAUAUCUAUUAAAUAAAUAGAGGAAGACUUAAACGGUAAUGAUACAUCUCCAUCAAGAUAAUAUGAUUCUUUUAAAUUGAUAAAUAAUCUUUCAAUAAAGACAAAAGAUUCUUUAGAACAAAAGUUUAAAUAAAUAAAAAGAAGAUAAAAUCAUCAUAAAUCAGAAAUCCAUCAGCCUACAAAGAUGGCAAUUGAUAUUAAAUAAAAUGAAACUGAUAAAAGAGGAGCAACAUGUGAAUAAUUACCAAGUGAUUUGUAAAUUGAAACUUAGAUUAGAUAAUAAAAAAAAAAAAAUAUUAAAGUAUCUGAAUUAAGUGUAAGUAAAAAUAAUGUCUUAGAAUCAAACUCAUCAUCAUACAGUUCAAAAAUAGGGUCAAAAUAAAAUUGUGUUAAAGGAAUUUUGAAAAAAUAAACAUUAGAAUCCUCAUUUUCAGAUAAUAAUUCUAGGAGUAGCAGUAUUGAAAGUAGAAAAAGCGUCAAAUUUAAUUUGGUUUAGCCAAAUAUUCGAAUAGCAUUGAAUUAAUGGAAAUGA
Messenger RNA from Paramecium sonneborni, 555 nucleotides. The record is from the annotation of a GenBank genome assembly. Lineage: Eukaryota; Ciliophora; Oligohymenophorea; Peniculida; Parameciidae.